AUGGGUGUCGCCGUACUCUCCGGCGUGAUCGACGGUCUCAACACUCGCAACUCAAUGUCUACUUCCCAGCUCAAUACCGACGACGCGUCUGGUACUUCUACCCCAAUUGACAUUUCCUCUUCACAAGCUAUCAUGGAAGCUAAAGAGUCUUGCUUGCCUUCGAAAUUCCUCUGUACUGUCAACAGGAGUGAAAGUGCCAAAUCUCUGCGCAAGACUUUUGACCUUUUGGGAGACGCAGGCAAACAAGUAAAUAUCUUACAAGGCGGCGGUGUUAAUGUCGAUGCUGUACGCGAUUCUGACGUGGUAUUGCUAUGCGCCAAACCUCAAAUGGCUCACACGAUUCUCAAUGAACCUGGAAUGCAAGAAGCCCUCGCUAAUAAGCUUCUCAUUUCGAUUUUGGCUGGUGUCACUAUCACUCAGAUUCACUCUUGGGUCCCAAAGUCUACAAAGGUCGUGAGGGCAAUGCCAAAUACUCCAUGCAAGAUACGCGAAGGUAUGACAGUUGUUUCAGCACUCCCUACCGACUGGGUAUUCGAAAAGGAACUCAUUUUAGCUAUUUUCCGCUCAAUUGGACGUUGCAGAUUCCUUGAAGAGAAGCACUUUGACGCGUGCACUGCUCUUUGUGGCUCUGGUCCGGCAUUUGCUGUGACAGUCUUAGAAGCAAUGGCAGAUGGUGGUGUUAUGAUGGGAUUGCCAAGGGCUGAAGCUGUAGAGCUAGCUGCGCAGUCCAUGCAAGGAAUCGCAAGGAUGGUGUUGGAGACAGGCGUUCAUCCAGCUGCACUCAAGGAUAGCGUCACAACACCUGGUGGUUGUACUAUCGCUGGUCUUCUCGCCCUUGAAGAUGGAAAGGUACGUUCAACAAUGGCACGCACUAUCCAAGUAGCCACGUCACACGCUUCCGGUUUAGGACAGGCUAAAAAGUGA
Wallemia ichthyophaga EXF-994 is the source of this 924-nucleotide messenger RNA. RefSeq names its product Pyrroline-5-carboxylate reductase. The coding region runs from base 1 to 924 and encodes 307 amino acids. The transcript has 5 exons. Gene Ontology annotation, biological process: L-proline biosynthetic process. Lineage: Eukaryota; Fungi; Basidiomycota; Wallemiomycetes; Wallemiales; Wallemiaceae. Gene Ontology annotation, molecular function: pyrroline-5-carboxylate reductase activity. The record is from RefSeq and is a predicted model, not a curated record.